Amaranthus tricolor (Joseph's coat) is the source of this 968-nucleotide messenger RNA. RefSeq lists its product as uncharacterized. The transcript has a single exon. NCBI's taxonomy places the organism in Eukaryota, Viridiplantae, Streptophyta, Magnoliopsida, Caryophyllales, Amaranthaceae. The record is from RefSeq and is a predicted model, not a curated record. The coding region runs from base 182 to 715 and encodes 177 amino acids.
UUACUAUUCUCGUUUUCAAUUCUAUUCGGAUCAACCUACCUGAAUCUAUGUUAGUCGUACAAUCCAAGGAUUGAAAUUGAGACAUCAUUCUCCUUGACUUUGAGUUUCAUACACUUGACUCAUUUCAAAACCCUAGGGCCUAGUCCCUCCUCGGCUCCUCCAUCAAACCACCCACAAAAAAAUGUUGAUCCACAACCACCAUCAAAAACCCAUUGGAACCUCCAUACACAUAACAGCCCUUGACGGAAUCAUCCACGUGAACUCCAUCUUCACCCUCGCAGUCUUCAUCGGUCUUUCAUGGAACCCAAACGACCCAUCAAACACCUUAAUUACCGACCCAUCUUGCUCUUCUCUAAACACUUCAGUCGCUGAAAAUCUCGUCGCUUUUCAUGUCUACUCUUUUGGGUCUUUCCUCUUUUCAAGUCUCGUCGCUUUAGGACUUAAACAAGCUUUCCGCAUCUCUGUACACUAUGACUCCUACCGUGCAUUUAUUCAUACAUCUGGGCUUCGUCUUGGCAUGCUUGUAUCCGCCAUUGGAUCUGUUUGUGGCUGUGGAUUUUUGAUGAUGGCUUUAAUUAAUGUAGCUCAGAUUAAGUUGGGCAGUUUGUCUUGUGGAAGCUCUCAUACUUUUGCGGCGGUUGUUCCUCUUGUUAUCUUGGUUCCUUCUGCUCUUCUUAUUUAUAUUGCUUUUGUUCUUUAUGCUUUUACUCGUUAGUAGGAGUAAUUUGUUCAUAUUUUGUAGUUUAAUUGAUUUUUGUAAAAGUGGUUUGAAGACCCAAUUGCUGAGAAUGGAAAAGUUUUGAUCUUACCAUCUAUGAUGUUGAUUAUUAAAUGUUGGGUUGAUUUGAUUAGUGUGUUUUUCUAAAUGUUAGUACUGUUAUUUGUAUUUUGUAGUUUAAAUGAUUCUUGUAAUGGUGGUAUUAAACCUUAGUUAUUGAGAAUGCAAAAGUUUUGAUCUUUCUAGCUAU